Nicotiana attenuata is the source of this 663-nucleotide messenger RNA. RefSeq lists its product as uncharacterized. The record is from RefSeq and is a predicted model, not a curated record. NCBI's taxonomy places the organism in Eukaryota, Viridiplantae, Streptophyta, Magnoliopsida, Solanales, Solanaceae. The transcript has 3 exons. Bases 1 to 663 code for a protein of 220 amino acids.
AUGGAUAGGUUUGUCACAAGAACGAAUGUUGGGCAACCAAGUUCUAGUUCUACUAAUCCAUCUAUUGCUUCAUUCAUAGCUCCGGAAAUUCAGAGGGACACAUUUCUUUCUGAUCUUGAUUUAGAAUCUCUCAAUGCUGAUCUGGGAGAUAGAAAACCUAUUACAGAAUACAGCCCUAAUAUACGUGAUGAAGGUCAACAUUCUACGUGGUUGGAAUACAAUAUAUCAAAAGAUGCUGCAUAUUGUUUGUGUUGGUAUUUGUUCAAAAAUGAACAUGAAAGUCAUGGAAAUACGGGAUAUGCUUUUACAAAAAAUGGCUUACUCCUCGGUAUGGCUAGCUUAAAUCCAGUUAAUUCAUUUGGUAGUUUUGAUAAGAAGAGGAUAAUGAGGUUGGCUGAAUAUUAUCCAAAUGAGUUUGAUAGUAGCAAGCUUCGAGAUCUCAGUUGUCAGCUUGAUAGUUUUAUAGUUUAUGCACGUGGGUUGACAAGAGCUUCUGUGGAACAAGCUUUCUCAUCCAUGAACUACAUCAAAAGUGAACUUUGUAACAGCAUCGGUGAUGUAUUUCUAAAUAGUUGUUUAGUUUGCUAUGUAGAGCGUAAGAUAUUUUCAAGUGUCAGCAAUGAUGCUAUUAUUCAUCGUUUUCAACAUAUAAAAAGUCGUUGA